This is a messenger RNA of Oryzias melastigma (Indian medaka), 5919 nucleotides long. It is a transcript of the gene rev1, whose product is annotated as REV1 DNA directed polymerase. Gene Ontology annotation, biological process: error-free translesion synthesis; error-prone translesion synthesis. Gene Ontology annotation, molecular function: damaged DNA binding; deoxycytidyl transferase activity; DNA-directed DNA polymerase activity. Gene Ontology annotation, cellular component: nucleus. The coding region runs from base 422 to 4444 and encodes 1340 amino acids. NCBI's taxonomy places the organism in Eukaryota, Metazoa, Chordata, Actinopteri, Beloniformes, Adrianichthyidae. The record is from RefSeq and is a predicted model, not a curated record. The transcript has 22 exons.
UAAGGAGCCACUGUGGAGAGAUAAAAGAGCCCCAUGUGGAGAAACACUGGAGAAACUAAAGUACUGCGAGUCUUGUUUCUUUUAUUUUGAAAGCGUCCUUCCCGGAAGCCUCGGUGCAGCUGACAGGCACCGAGAGAGAAAAAGAGAAGGCAAAUGGAUCAGGCGGCUGAAAUGGAGAGCGAAUGGAUUGGGAGGGUGCGCAGAAACAGUCAAGAGACAUGGCGUGGCGGCGUGACACAAUAAAGGAAUUCCAGCUCACCGUGGGACUCGUCUGAAUAAUAAAGCCAAGAGGUCGAGCUGGGCGGAGGGUUUCCAUUUCGCCGCCGUCUUACCUCGUUUAACCUGAGCACAACGGCUCCGUAUCUGCAGGGAGAAGUGUGUGACCAACAACGCCGCCUGACAGCGUAAAAGGUGGCUCAGUAUGAGUCGAGAUGGCUGGAUGAAGAAGAGAGCCAGUGCUGGUGAUGACAAUGGAUGGGCUGAAAGGGGAGGCUACAUGGCUGCCAAGGUGUCCAAGCUGGAUGAGCAGUUCAGACUGGAUGCCCCCAGAGAAAAGCAGAAGGAAGGAGCAUGCUCGGGCAUCUUCAGAGGGGUGUCUAUUUAUGUCAACGGAUACACAGAGCCGAGUGCUGAUGAACUCCGCAGACUGAUGAUGCUGCAUGGGGGUCAGUUCCAUGUCUACUAUUCCCGCUCAAAAACCACCCACAUCAUCGCCAAUAAUCUGCCCAACUGCAAAAUUCAAGAUCUCAAGGGGGAAAAAGUCAUCAGGCCAGAGUGGAUCACUGACAGCAUCAAGGCCGGGCAGCUUCUACCCCACCUAAAGUACCAGCUGUAUGCUAAACAGAAGAGCACACUCUUCCCCGCCGUCGCUCUGCGCCAGACCCUGGAGGUUGCAGGAACAAGCCAAAGUUCCCUUCAGCCAAAUGCUCAUCAAAAGCUGCAUCUGCCACAGCAAAAAAUCAGCCUCUCUGUUCCCCACACUGGGCCGUCCUCACUCAGCUGCCAGAACAAGCACAUCCCUCCGUCCAGCUGCAGUGGCCCUCACCCUCAGCCCACCCAGCAUUCAAUAGUCGGUCAAAUCAUUAUCGAUUCCAAGCGUAGGAGCCCACUACAGUCCCACCCACCUCAGAACCUAAACCACACAAAGCCCCCAUACAAGUCAACUCACCGGAAAGAAGAAGAGAAAUUAGCAAUCAGAAAUGGUAUACUGCAGACCUCAUCGGAUGUUAUGAGCCAUUCAAAGACAAACAAAAUGCAAGAGUGUGUGAAAGGCAGUCCUCGUUUGCCUGGGGCUUCUAACAAGAUGAAGGAAGUCCCUCUGACCAAUGGACACGCUCAUCUUCUCAAUGGUGCCUUAAGACCAGAGGACCUGGAACCUGACCAGCCCAAGCAUAGAGUCAGGAGUUCACCUGAGAAACCUCAAAGUCCCUCAGAACAGUCCAGGUCUGACCCGUACGAGUUUCCUCUAAGCCCUCCAAAGCAAUCUCAAAUGUCCCCGGUUGUUCUAGAGCAGCCCAGUACGGAGGACGCCAAUGGAUGUCAACACACGCCACCCGAAAACCAUGACGCUGCAAAAGACAGUGAAACACAACGCCUCACUGAACCAUCUCCACAGGUCUCUACGGGUUCUGAGCAAAACCAUCUGUCCCAGCCGCCUUUUACCCAUUCGCACUCUUUACUCCGCCCAAACGGAUUUCACCACAAUGCCUUUUCAUCUAACCCCGCCCUCUUCAGCCCUACUGGUGUCAAAACCAGACCUAACCUUCACAGCGACCCCUCGUCCAAGUCUUCUGCGGAGCUGCUCGAACAGACGGGUAGUCUGAUCUCUGAGUUCUAUUCCCACUCGCGUUUGCACCAGAUCUCCACGUGGAGGAUCGGCUUUUCUGAAUACAUAAACGAACUUCAUCAUAAGAAAAAAGAAUCCGGGAGCAUUUCAUACCCGGGGAAAGAUCGACUGAGGAAAGCUGCGGCUCAACGACCAUCAGAUAGUCGAGGUACUUCAGCACCAGCCGGUAUCAAGUCCUGUAUUCUCCACGUGGACAUGGACUGUUUUUUUGUGUCUGUGGGGAUCCGACAUCGACCGGACCUGAAAGGAAAACCCGUUGCUGUCACCAGUAACCGUGGACACGGCCGGGUUCCUGCAAGAGCCGGAGCGAACCCUCAGGUGGAGCAGCAGUACUACCAGAGAAGACAUUCUCAUCCUCAGCCCGAGAAAGAAGAUGAUCUUUUACACACAUCCCCAUCACAAGAGAGUCCAGACUCGCGUGCCAACAGCGUGGAUCUGGAUUCUGCUGCUCUCUCAAUGGCUGAGAUUGCGUCCUGCAGUUAUGAGGCGAGGCAGGCGGGUGUGAGGAACGGGAUGUUUUUUGGCAGAGCAAAGCAGCUGUGCCCCUCUCUGCAGUCCGUCCCGUAUGAUUUUGAAGCCUACAAAGAGGUGGCCAUUAGCAUGUAUGAAAUUCUGGCAAGUUACACACAUGACAUUGAAGCUCUCAGCUGUGAUGAAGCAUUGAUAGAUGGCUCUGCUCUGCUUGCUGAGUUGGGAAUUAGCCCCGAUGAUUUGGCUCAAGCCAUCAGAGCAGACAUCAAGGAGAAAACUGGAUGCUGUGCGUCAGUGGGCAUGGGGUCCAACAUCCUGUUGGCUCGGCUGGCAACUCGCAAGGCUAAGCCAAACGGGCAGCACUUCCUAAAGUCUGAAGAAGUGGAUGAUUUUAUCAGAGACCUGCCAGUCACCAGAUUACCAGGGGUGGGGCACGUAAUGGGCAAAAAACUGGGUACUCUUGGUGUGACCACCUGUGGGGAGCUCCAGCAGGUGUCUUUGUCUCAGCUGCAGAAGAAGUUCGGCCCCCGAACAGGACAAACUCUGUUUCGCUUCUGUAGGGGUUUGGACGAUCGUCCCGUCCGCUGCGAGAAGGAAAGAAAAUCCGUUUCAGCAGAGAUGAACUACAACAUCCGCUUUACAAAGGUCGAAGAGGCAGAGAGCUUCCUGACAAAUUUAUCCAUGGAGGUGCAAAAACGUUUACAGGAAGCAGGACUGCGGGGUCGCAGGGUGACCCUCAAAGUCAUGGUUCGCAAGGUUGGAGCGCCGCUUGAGUCGGCCAAAUAUGGUGGUCAUGGCAUAUGUGAUAACUUAGCCAGAACUGUGAUGCUCGCUCAGCCCACCGACAGCGGUCAGUUGAUCGCCUCUGCAGUCAUCAAGCUGCUCCACGCCAUGCAGCUGCAGGCGCAGGAUUUAAGAGGAAUUGGGAUCCAGGUUCAACAACUCGAAGGAAAUCGGCACCCUCCACCGGACAGUCGGGGUCCUCGAUCAUGCUCUAUUAAGGAGAUGUUGUUGGGCCAAGGGUUGGCCGUCAGAUCCAACAAGAACAAUUCUCGUAAGGAACACUCCACUCCAUCAGCUAGCUCCUCUUCGCUGACCUCGUCCCCCACUGAGCCGGUUCCAGGAACAAGCAAAGAACAGCCGACAAGCAGGCAGACACCCAAACAUUCACGCGCACGUCUCAGCAUCACCAUUGAAGUUCCCUCCCCUUCGCAGGUGGAUCGUUCCGUGCUGGAAGCUCUCCCCCCAGAGUUGAGAGAACAAGUAGAGCAGUCGUGGACCAAGAGAGAUAGAAUACCAAAUAACUGCCAUUCGCCUGCUCUGCAGCAGUCCUUGCCACACCCCCGCCAAGCUUCGCCGCCACGCCCAGCACUGUCCAGUCCACCUGCUGGAACUUUAGUCCUGCAGAUUCCAAACCAGCCAAACAGUCCAGGAAUUGUACUCGAACUACCAAGCUUCUCACAGGUUGAUCCCGAUGUGUUUGCAGCCCUCCCCAAAGAGCUACAGGAAGAACUCAAGUCCGCUUACAACCGUGCAACCAACGUGCAAGCGCAGGGGAAAGCAGUGGAGCAGAAGAAUCCACUGCUACAGCUAAAGCAGUCGGCGGUGGGAACCGGCGUUGGUCGGGUGAAAAGGCGCUACAAGAGGAAGAACGCAGUCAGCCCACUUAAAAAAGGAACUUCACCCCUGAAGAGGCAGCAGACGAACAGUCCGGUCAAAUCCAUAGGAGCUGCUGGAAAAUCAAGAGAGCCGAUCAAUAUACCAAAGACUGAAAACAAUCCCUCCACCUCAAAACUGGACCUCGCAGAACCUCCAGUCGAGGCCGUUUCUCGCCCUGUUCCAAUGCUGGCCGGAGCCUUUGACCUGACAGACAUCAGAACACUACUGCGGGAAUGGGUCACCACCAUCACUGAACCAAUGGAGGAGGACAUCCUGCAGGUGGUGAAAUACUGCACUGAUCUGAUCGAAGACAAAGAUCUGGAAAAGUUGGAUUUGAUUAUAAAGUACAUGAAGAGGCUCAUGCAGCAGUCAGUGGAGUCUGUGUGGAGCAUGGCGUUCGACUUCAUCCUGGACAACGUUCAGGUGGUUUUGCAGCAAGCGUAUGGUAGCAUCCUGAAGAUAACGUGAAGGAGCAGUCACCGUCUUCACUGGAUGUGGAUUUUGCACUUUUGUUUUUACAUCUAGUAGGGAAGUCACAUGGAAGUGAUUUCCUUUGUAAUUCUUUCUCAAGUGUGCCACGUUUACCAGUGAUCUCUGUGGCCAACAUGCAUAUGAGCGUGAGCCAUGACAGUAUUUGAUAGUUCAGUAUGUAUUGUUUUGUUUUUUUAUUGACCGACUCCAAAUUGUUUAGUUCACCUCCCCCUGUGAAGAACAGCAGCUUUUUAAACGUGUUUAUUUCUGCGGACGAUGCAUGCUUACCUGUUUCUAGAACAUUGUUCCAGUAGGAAAAAGUUGUUUUAUCCUUUCAUAGUGGCUGUUUUCCCCUUCAUUUUGGUGUAGGAAUUCUCUUUUCUCAUUUGUAGAAGUAUUCGUGUUCCAUGCGUGCUCAUCAUGUUCAAGGACAUCUCCUACCUGUUGAAUCGAAGGGUUCAUGUGUGCACGGAACUCUGAAAACGGCAACAAAAAGACACAGUUGUUCUACUCUGUGGUGCUCUGCUUUUCCAGCACUUAUCUGUGAAAUAUUCAAAACUGCUGCACACAGUAGAAUAUUUUUUCUUCUUCUCUUUAAAAAAAAAAAAAGGAAGUGCCAAAUCUUAUUAUUCAGUGUAAAUAAUGUUUUUAAAACCGUGGUUGAGAGUUUUUAAGGAAAAAAAAGUGGAGAGGACUUGCCUCUUGUAUUGUUUACCUGUAGUGAAUUCUUAGUAAGAGUCUUAAAAUUGUAACACUACUCACUCUUUAAUUGUUCCAACGUGGAAAUCAGAAGCUCGCCAAAGUACCUCAUGGAGGUUUAGUUACUGAUUCUCUGUAGCACUCUGAUUUGGGAGAACAUUGAUGGCAAUCAAGCAGCUUAUGCAUCUUUUUUUCUACUUUACAAGCAAGAUGUCUACUCAAAAAUAAUGCCAUGUUCAGUAAGCGUUUGUUUUAAGAAAGGAUCAAGCAUUACAACAUGCUUUCACUGAUUAAUAAUGUUUAUAUAUAGAAUAUACAAAGGAUUCUUGAUUUGUAUAUUUACAGGGGAUUUCUUACUUCUUGUGAUAUUCACUCUGGAAAACGCAUGAGGCUACAUUUCUGUAUUUGUGCACAUAUUCAUUUUUGUAACAAUCACUUGGAAGAAGGUACUCAUUGUAAUAUGGCCGGAUGACCUCUAAUCUCUCCUUGGGAGAUAUUAUGUAUGUAGUUUAAAAGCAGUAUCCUUAUAUGCAAAGCAGAUCAGUCUGUCACCAUUUUGAUGACUUGUUGAAUUGAAUGUAAUCUGGAAUGUGUAUAUUUUCACUCACUUUCACUCGGUGUAAGUUUCUUCACCUGUUGUCUUUUCAUCAAAGGAGUGGCCACAGGUAAAAAUUGGCCAGUGUUCUUAAAACUGGCUUGUGCCUGAAGACCUGAAGCUGUGAACUUGUUUGUAAGUUUUCUAAACCUUGGUAAUAAACUGAAUUCUGUAUGGA